Drosophila novamexicana is the source of this 2394-nucleotide messenger RNA. Its product is annotated as atrophin-1. The transcript has 6 exons. The record is from RefSeq and is a predicted model, not a curated record. The coding region runs from base 351 to 2186 and encodes 611 amino acids. Lineage: Eukaryota; Metazoa; Arthropoda; Insecta; Diptera; Drosophilidae.
GCAUAAACAAUCUGCACUGGAAGUGCAGUGAAUUGCAGUUGGGCAGCAUGCGAAGGAAACGGAAAAGCAAAGAAAAUUGAAAAUUGAAAAUUGCUCGAGUCGAUAAGCAAAUGGACUGAACACAACCGAGCACACGGCUUACACUCGCAGGGUCCAGAGCAACAUAAUGUUUGGGUCGUCUUGUGAUUACAUAAUCCCAAUAAUGAGACACUAACCAGAGAGAGAAAGAGCGCGCGAGAGAGAGAGAGAGAGCGAGCUAGCGAGCGAGCGAGAGAGCAAUUCAAUUGUGUAUAAACCUGCAAGCAAUAAUUCAACACACGCCAAGCACACAGGCCAGGACUCCAUCAAGGAUGCCCUUUGGACGCAAAUCACCGCUGGAGGCGCUAGCCCUGCCCGGCGUCAUGCUCGCCUACAAGUACAGCCAGUUCCGGCAGCGUCGGCGCGAGGCAGCCAGUCGUCGGGUCACCGAGCGCGAACUCUCUGCGCUGCAUCAUAAAAUUGACAAACUCCUGAGCAAGCUGGAGGAGGAAAGCGAACCGGAUCCGCCUACCUCGCAGGAAGAUGAAUGCGUGAUCUGCAUCAAUGCGCGGGCCACCAUGCAGACCUCGCCAUGUGGCCAUCGAGUCGUCUGCCGGCGCUGCUUUGUGAAGACCAUACAGAGCGCCGUGGCCCAAAGACUGUUGCCACUGCGUUGCGUGAUCUGUCGGGCGCGGGUGAACCGACUGACUUCAUCUUCAGGCAGCUGGCGCAUACAGGAAUCGGCCAGUAGUUAUUCCAUGGGUGCCAAAAGCUGGGCCUCGGCGGGUGUGCACGCUGGCGGCGUGGUGGCCUCGGCCAGCUCCUAUUCCAUGAACGAUGCGCACAGCGAGCAUCAUGCAUUCCACCAGCCCACGCUGCACACGGCUGCUGGUGGAAGACACCACUAUGCGGCAACAGCACGUGGCGCUCAUGGACGUGUCUCGCAAUCGGACAGUCUGUACUCGAUGAGCUCGACCGGAUCGGCGGGUUCCACGUUCUCUGGCUACUCGCACUACUCCAAGACGUCUUCCAUAUCGAGCAGCGGUGCCUGCUCGCCAGCCUCGCCGGCAGCGGCGCUUGCAGUCAGUGCCAAUCAUCUGGCGCCGCCAUCGCCCAGCACACACCAUCAUCAUCAUCAGCAUCAGCACCAGCACCAGCAGCAUCAGCAUCAGGUGAUCUCGCCCUCGGGCUCAUCCUCGUGUUCCAGCGUUGGCUCGCUGUCGCCGCGAGAUACGGGCACACAUCAUUCACAUCAUGGCGGUUGUCCCAGUGGCUGCUCGGGAGCUGUGCCACGCAAGCCGCUGCACACUCUGAGCAAUUCCGCCUCCACAUCUUCAUCCAGCAGCAGCGGCAUUGGCAGCGGCAGCGGCAGUGGCUGCAUGACGCCCACGCCCACACAUACCUAUCCGGGACGGCGGCACGUGAAGAGCCGCAUGCUGGAUCUACAGAAUCGACUGCCACCCAUCAAGGAGUUUCGCAGUCCAGCCAAAGUGCCACAUCCUUCGCCGGUGCAUGUCAGCAAUCCGCGUUUUCGCUACGCCUCCUACACGAAGUCAAGCGGUCAUGAGAUGGCGCCACUGCUGCGCGAGUCCACGUCGCCGCCGCCGGCACGUCGCCCCAGUCCCAUGAAUAUACAGCUAAGCUGCACAGCGCUUGCCCCGCCGCCCCUUAAGGCAGGUGGAGCCAAGAUUUGUCCGCUCAACGCCAAAAACUCGCUACCCAAAAAUGCCUAUGUGAUGCCCAAGGAUAAGAAGAUGUCGCUUGCCGCAGUGCCGCCCACUAGCAAGGGGCAGGGCGCCGCCAAGGCCACGACAGGAUGCACAGCGGGCGGCGGCGCCGCCUCCGCCCCAGGCGGCAGCGGCAAGCCACACACAACCGCUUCCAGUCGCAGCUUUCCGCUCUUCUCCAGCGGCAGCGGCAGCAGCAGUGGCGGCAACGGCAGCAAUCACAAGGAAAAGGCCGACAACAAGAAGAACGAAUCCAUGGAGCGCAAGAAGAAGGAGGAGAAACUCAAGAUGAAGGCUGAAAAGGAAGCCAGAAAGGAGGAGAAACGCCUGGCCAAGGAGGAGGAGCGACUGGCCAAGCUGCAUGCCAAGGAGGAGAAGAAACGUGGCAAAAAGGAGGCCAAGGAGCUAUUAUUGGCAAACGAUGGCAAUAAUAAGAAAUAAAGUUAAUUAACGUGCAAAGUUAAUGUUCAAAUUACAAACGAUAACUGGCAUCUGUAUUAUAUCAGGCAUUAUACAGACACGAGACACACACACACACACACACACACAAAUCCAUGCACACAUCACACAUAGACGAGCUUGAUUGUAUUUAUAGGAUAUUUAUUUCAUUUAACGGUAUGUACAAUAAACAAAUUCAUUUUUUCUACAA